Lethenteron reissneri (Far Eastern brook lamprey) is the source of this 2732-nucleotide messenger RNA. RefSeq names its product protein ERGIC-53-like. NCBI's taxonomy places the organism in Eukaryota, Metazoa, Chordata, Hyperoartia, Petromyzontiformes, Petromyzontidae. Gene Ontology annotation, cellular component: endoplasmic reticulum membrane; COPII-coated ER to Golgi transport vesicle; endoplasmic reticulum-Golgi intermediate compartment. The record is from RefSeq and is a predicted model, not a curated record. Gene Ontology annotation, biological process: endoplasmic reticulum to Golgi vesicle-mediated transport. Gene Ontology annotation, molecular function: D-mannose binding.
GCCCCUCGUCUGCGCCGCCACCGCCACCAUCGUCACCACCUCCACCGCCGUCACCGUCGUCACCGGCCGGGUCCAAGCUCCACUUAACGGGUUGCGAGGCCGGGAGCGAAGUGCAGUCGGUAUCGCGAUACCAGCUCAACCACAGCAAUCACAGCAACCACAUCAACAACCACCACCAACGUCGCCGUAGCGGUGCUGUGGGCGUCUCAUUGCCGUUAUAAUCAUCAUCAUCAGCAGCAGCAUCUCGCGACCACCACCACCAGCCAGAGCGGCCCAUUGUAACACCACCACCAUCACCACCGCCACCACCACACCGCUACCGUCAUCACCACAACACUAACAGCGGCGGCUCCGGUUAUCAUCGGCGGCAGCAGCAGCAGCAGCAGCCAUCACCACUCCCGCGACAACCACCACACACUAAUCACCACCACCACACACUAACCACCACCACCACACACUAACCACCACCACUAGCACCACCACCACCACUACCCAUCAUGGUGCUGCACGUUCGUGACCCGGACCCCCAUCGCUCCACCACCACCACAUCAUCGCCGUCGUCAGCAUCAUCAUCAUCGUCGCCACGUCUGCUCUCCGUCAUCCCCAACAUCACCACUGUCACCACCACCAUCAUCGUCAUCAUCGCCACCAUCCUCCUCGUGGAUGUCGCCUCCUCGUCACCCACGGAGCUCGGCCCGACGAGGCGGCCCGAGCCUCAUCUCAGCUUCUCUGGACCGGGACUCGACCACGAGGACGGGGUGAUGGCGAGGUCGUGGCUCCUGCUUGGAAACGCCUUGGUCACCUCGGAGCAGGCUCGCCUGGCGCCAUCGCUUCGGGAGCAGCACGGCUCUGUGUGGACCCGCAACCCCGUGGCACUGCCGCACUGGGAGGUGGAGGUCACGCUGCGCGUCACGGGGACCGGCGCCGUCGGUGCCGACGGGAUGGCCCUGUGGUACACGGCGAAUCAGGGCUCCGAGGGACCUGUGUUUGGCGCCGCCGACCGCUGGAAUGGGCUGGGCGUCUUCCUCGACUCCUUCGACAAUGACGGCAUGAGGAACAACCCGAUGGUGCUGGCGCUGGUGAACGACGGCACCCAGAACUACAACCACCAGACGGACGGCAUCACGCAGGCGCAGGGAAACUGCGUCCAGGAUUUCCGCAACAAGCCGUACCCUGUCCGCGUCAAGGUCUCCUACUACCGGAGCGCGCUCACGGUGAUGGUGAACUCUGGACUCACGCCCAGCACCGAGGACUAUGAGCCGUGCGUGGCUGUGCACAACGUGGUUCUGCCUCCGCAAGGAUACUUCGGCAUUUCCGCGGCAACUGGGGGUUUGGCCGAUGAUCACGACGUUCUGUCGUGGCAGCUGUACAGCCUGGUGGAGCCUGGCCAGGAGGAGCCGCCGGUGGUUCCCGUGCCGGUCGCUGAGGGACAGACGCUCCAGGAGGCCGCACAGGCAGCCGGGCCCGAGGGGGCUGUCAAUGCGGGGGCCCAGGAGGCGACAGAGGCCAAGGAGGUGGAGUGGGCCCCGCUUGAGGCCGCCGAUGAGCAGAGGGAGGGAGGAGCGACCGCGGGAGUCUAUGUCGACAUCGAGCGCAGCCUGCAGCAAUUGCUCGAGGGUCAGAACAAGGUCCAUAUGGAGAUCAAGCAGCUGGGCCGCAGCCUGGGGCUCGUGCUGGAGGAGCAGCAGCGCCAAGUGGACCUCCUGGCCCACACGACCACCGGCCGGCCCGGGGAGGUCAGUCAGCCGCUGGGAGGGCAGGCCCUGGAGGAGCUGCAGAGGCACCAGCAGGAGCUGCUGCUGCAGCUCUCGCACCUCCGGGGUGCGGUGGAGGAGGUGUCGGCGCACGCAGGCACGGCGCGAGACGCAGCCGCCGUGGGCAGGGACAACCCUUACGACAGCACGCACCACUUCACCCACAUCCGCGACACACUGGAGCUUGUCAAGCGAGACGUCGGCAGCCUGGCUCAGCGGCCCGUGGAGCAGCCCAUGCGCUGCCCGGAGGUGCCCCCCCCACCCACGUGCCUGCCCCCUGCAAUCUUCCUGCUCUUCCUGGCGCUGCAGACGAUCGUCAUCCUUAGCUUCCUCGCGUACAAGUGAGGACGCGCACCUGCAACCUCGCCCGCUCUUUGGUAGACGUGUGUGAACCACAGAGACGCCGCGGCAAAGAAGUUUUUUUGAGCCAGCACAAGCAAGGGACGCAAGCCACCACAGCCACGGGGAACGUUUUCUAUCGAUUGGUUAAAGUUUAAUUGAAAAAAAAUUGAAUGAAAAAACUUUUCCUUUUUUUACAAAAAAACGUUGCACUCGGGAGGAAUUCGCUGCGAUGCCCAGUGUCACCAUGGACCGUGUACCCUGGAGUUUAUUUUUUACCGUAGAAUAUUAGUGGCUGCAGACAAUGUUUUGCUGCACCUCGUGCCAUCCGCAUGACAAACCGACUCAGGAUGAAGACUGCACUGCAAUGUCCUGUUUGUAUUUACAAAUGUGUGUCUGUCCAGUCCCUUUGUAAGUGGUUCCUGGUGCGUGGAAAUUCACAACAAGUGGAUAGAUAUGAAUUUCUCUUUCGGAGGAAACCUGUAUUAUUUGCGUACGACCGAUACGAACGCAUGCUCUGAAAUGCGACGCGGACGUAAUAAGACCGUGGAACUAAAAAUGACCUUUCAAUGAAUCGAAAAACUAAGCAACAAGCAUAAUGUAAAAAAAACACAUGAGAAAUAAAGUUAAAGUGCAUGA